Molecule: messenger RNA, 1104 nt
Organism: Plasmodium falciparum 3D7
Lineage: Eukaryota; Apicomplexa; Aconoidasida; Haemosporida; Plasmodiidae
Gene: FBXO9
Product: putative F-box only protein 9 homolog
Source: RefSeq, a predicted model, not a curated record
AUGAAUGAAAAGAAUAAUCAAAAUAGUGAUAAGUUUAUAAAAAAUAAUAAUUCAAACAAAGAAAAAGCGAAAAAAUUGUUUAUGCAAGCUUUAAAUCAUGAAAGUGAUGAAAACUUUUUAAAAGCAACAAAAUUUUAUCAAGAAGCUGUAAAAUUAUAUCCAAAUAUAUUGAAUACAUAUAUAAACGAUAAUCAGGAAACAUGUUCUGAAAAAAUUGAUGAACGUGAGGAAGUGGAACAACCCGAAGAAAACAGUUACUUAAUAAAUAUCCUGUCCAAAAAUUUUUAUACAAUAAUAAAAUUUUUAGACUUUUAUUCCAUGCAUAGAUUUCUAUUCUUAUGUAAGAGCAUUUCAUCAUUAAUAUCUCUUGAAAAUGAAUACAAACGAUUAUGUUAUAUAAAUUUAAUAAAUUGUAAAGAAAAAUGUAAAUUAUAUGGAAACUCAUACAAAAGGUUUAAUGAAUUGUUAUUGUUAGAAUAUCCACGCUUACGUUUUGACGGUGUUUAUAUUAGUUGUGUUACUUAUAUUAGAUCUUUAAAGGACAUAGGAAAUAUUCAUUUAGAUCCAAAAGAUAGGGAUCGUGUUAUUUAUAACCCAUGUGUUGUUACAUACUUUCGAUAUUUACUAUUUUUGAAUGAAUCGAAUAAGGUUCUUAUAGCGAGAUCAGAGUUAAAUAAGAAGGAUGUGAUAGAAGCUUUUCGAAUAACAUAUCGUAAAGUGCAGAAUUGGGAUUUAUCAUUAAAAUGUGAUGAAUUGAUUAAACAUUUAAUUAAAUUUCAUAAUGAGUGUGAAAAUAAUUUAGUUAAGAUGAUAAGAAUAGGAGAAUAUAAUUAUAAUCCGAAUGAAAAAAUUAUCGAAAUACAAUAUCCUGAAUUAUUGAAUGACCCUUUUAAAUAUAAAAAUAUUAUUAAAUUACGUCUACAAAAUUAUUUGGGUGGCAAUAAUAAUAUGUUGAAAUGGGUAUCUUUUAAAAUUGUCUCCAAAAUUAAAAUGGAUUACUCAGAAGAUACCUUGAAUAUUAAAAAUAAGCAGUACAAGUCAUUUUAUUUUUUUAACUUAAAAUUUUUAUCUCAUUUAUUCAUAACAAAAUUGUCAGAAAAUUAA